Molecule: messenger RNA, 678 nt
Organism: Bolinopsis microptera
Lineage: Eukaryota; Metazoa; Ctenophora; Tentaculata; Lobata; Bolinopsidae
Product: circumsporozoite protein-like
Exons: 1
Coding region: 1-678 (225 amino acids)
Source: RefSeq, a predicted model, not a curated record
AUGGCACAACCUGCGGCUAAUCUCAACCCCGGAAUGUUCAAACCUGCGAUAAACCCGAUGGCACAACCUCGACCUGCAGCUAAUCUCAACCCCGGAAUGUUCAAACCUGCGAUAAACCCGAUGGCACAACCUCGACCUGCUGCUAACCUCAACCCCGGAAUGUUCAAACCUGCGAUAAACCCGAUGGCACAACCUCGACCUGCUGCUAACCUCAACCCCGGAAUGUUCAAACCUGCGAUAAACCCGAUGGCACAACCUCGACCUGCUGCUAACCUCAACCCCGGAAUGUUCAAACCUGCGAUAAACCCGAUGGCGCAACCUCGACCUGCAGUGAACAUUAACGCUGGUAACGCUGGUAUGUUCAACCCAGCCCCCAAUCCCAUGGUACAGCAACAAGGAUACAGACCAGCCGUUAACCCUGUGGCUAACCGAGUGGGAGUUUCUGUGAACGCAGGUGCAGUUAAUCCUGGAUUUGCAGCUAGAAACGUCGGAUUUGGAGCAGGUGUAGUUAAUCCUGGAGUUGCAGCUAGAAACGUCGGAUUUGGAGCAGGUGCAGCAAAUGCCGGAUUUGGAGCAGUUAAUGCAAGAAUGAACGGAGCAAGCAGUGCAGCCAGUAGUUAUGGAGCUCCUUCUAUGGGCGGAUUCGGGACAGCCUUCAACAAUCUACAGAGAUAUUAG